Messenger RNA from Stegastes partitus (bicolor damselfish), 1630 nucleotides. It is a transcript of the gene spmap2l, whose product is annotated as sperm microtubule associated protein 2 like. NCBI's taxonomy places the organism in Eukaryota, Metazoa, Chordata, Actinopteri, Pomacentridae. The transcript is spliced from 8 exons. Bases 1 to 939 code for a protein of 312 amino acids. The record is from RefSeq and is a predicted model, not a curated record.
AUGGGUGACUUAACCGCGCUGACUCCUGUUUCAAGGAGUCCUCAGGUGUGGAGCUGGUUGCUAAGGACUCUCUGCUCCAUAGCAACAGCAGGAGAUUAUUGUGACACCAUCAACGGGCAGCAAGCUGACGCAUCCGGCCUGCUGCUGCUGCUGCUGCUGCUGCAAGCUGAGAUGGUGUCCGGAAAACAAGGCGUUCAGCCCAGAUUUGGUCCGUCAAACAGAAUACUGGAGCUGGCGCAGCACAAAACCUCAAAAACUGUUUGGGCAACGACUCCUUGUGAGAAGCUGAGCUGGGGCAACCAGGAGCCAAUAUGGCCCAUCUCCGCUUCAGCGCUCGGAGCCGCUCCAAGUGCAAGAAUCCAAUACCUAGCCAGGCACAAAAGAGACUUCUCAGCAAGGGAGGACCACCGGAGGAAGGAGGAAGAGGCGAGCUUCUUCAGGACGAGCUGGCGUCCUUCGACCUUCCAGUAUGAAGACAUUGUGCGCUUGUCAACGCCCAAAACCAGGAGCCGGAGCUCCCAGGAAGCACGGCCUCCUCACACUCCUCAGUGUGAGACUAACUGUCCCGUGUGGCACAUCGAUCCCAGAGUCAAAACUGCUGUGAUCUCUGCUCGACUGCUGCAGCUCUCCAGCCCCAAACGGACGCAUCCUGACUUCCAGAGCAACAGGGAGAGCGUUGCCUCAGUCGUCUCCUUUGCGUCCAGAACAGCACGAAUCUCUAAGAGACUGGUCCAGCUAUCACUGCCCAAACUGAGGGAGAGCAACGUCUGCUACGAACUCGGACGUCCAGAGGAACCCAUCUGGACUGUUUCGAGGGCAGCGAGGAAAGCCACAGUAAGCACUCGUGUUGAGAUGCUUGCAGCACCAAAGCAGCUUUCCAACGACUACAUCCCUCCUCGAGAACCAGAGUGGAGCCGGAAAAACAUGCAGUCCACCUGAGCAUCUGUCAGCAUCACCUCCAAGUCAAUGUUUUUGUAAUUUGUAACCUUUGUCAAACUGAUUUCAUUCUGCUCCAAACUAGCACCAUUUAAAACCCACGUCAAGGAAAAGUAAAAAUGCAGAUUAAGACUAACACUAGAUUAGAUUUUUAAGAGAAGAUAGACAGCAAUGAUGCUGAUUUAAUGUCUUUCUGUGCUUUAUUUCCCUUUUAUUUCUUUGUGUUCAGUAUUUUUUCAAAUCAUUUUAAACUAAUUAUGGCAAAGUUUUCGCUUGCUGACGGAAAAAAUGACCAAACCCACAAACCACGCAAAGAAAGAAGCCCUACGUCUUCCUGGAAACUCCAAACAAAAGGAAGACAAAUCCAGACAAGAGAAUGCGCCAGAACUUUUUAAAAACAUGUCUCGAAGUUUUAGAAGACAGUAAAUUAAAUACAGUUAUUAUAACAUGUAAUAAAAUCCUCACUGAGCAGCUGGAGGAUUUUAAAACUGUUAAAUUCUAAUCUUAGUUUGAGACAUCUGGAAGAGAAAUGAUGAUUCUGUGUAGUUCUUUUGAUAUCAUUAGCGUGUGCAUGAAACCUUAAAUGAUCCAGCUUUGAACUGUAUUACAACCUAAUUACAAAUAUUAAAUCUGUGAUCUUACAAAAAAAGUGAAAUGUUGUGAAUUAAAACCAAACUGUGACUCUCUUCGUCUA